Molecule: messenger RNA, 1820 nt
Organism: Pangasianodon hypophthalmus (striped catfish)
Lineage: Eukaryota; Metazoa; Chordata; Actinopteri; Siluriformes; Pangasiidae
Product: kelch-like protein 24
Exons: 3
Coding region: 55-1758 (567 amino acids)
Molecular function (GO): protein binding
Source: RefSeq, a predicted model, not a curated record
UACAGAGAGCAGGGAUACCCCAAGCAACAAGGUUACCAGUGUUAGCUCAGAGACAUGGCUUGUGAAAAGCAAGCGGAAGAGAGCAAAUGUCCGGGUCCAGGGACCGAGCAUGGUUUAUUGAGCAAAGCCAACACAAAUGACGAAGAGAUCCAUGAAGAGGUCCAAGAGGAUAGUGAAGAUUUGGUGCCAGAUGCUGUGCUCCAAGUGGAGACAGAGUCCUUCUUUGUAAAUCGUGAGCGACUGGCCCAACUCAGUCCCUACUUCCGAGCACUGUUCUUUGGCGGAGGUCGAGAGAGCAGCAAGAGGCACAUUGAAAUCAAAGGUGUAGAUUUGGACCAUUUCCGCAGUCUUAUGGAAUACACUAAAAACCUCAGAUUAAAUCUUGACAGGAAGAACGUCCUGGGAGUUCUUGAGACUGCAAACUUCCUUCAGAUGGAAAAAGCCAGGCUUCUAUGCUGCAAGUUCCUGGAGAGAGAGUUACACCUGAGCAACUGUUUAGGCAUGAUGGCCUAUGCAUGGCAGCUAGGCUGUCAGGAGCUUUAUGCUGCUGCACGAGAAGUGGUUCUCACCCACCUGCCAGCUAUAGCUUCCGAGGAGGACUUUAUGCACCUCUCCAAGGAGACCAUCGCUGACCUUCUUGCUAGUGAUGACCUUCUCGUUCCACGGGAGGACCUGGUCUUUGAUGUUACUUUGCGCUGGGCGACAUAUGACUCCAGUCGUGAGGAUGACUUCCUGGAGUUGGCAGGGCUGAUUAGACCUGAGAAUUUGAGUCUGCCGUACAUCACAGAACUCCUGACCAAGAUAAAAAGUUCUGACCCUCGUGCCAAGCUCAUCUGCAAACUGAACGAUCAUAUCCCCACCAGCUGGACCAUGGGCAGGUCAAUGCCCAGAACUCGGUCAAGAGAGAUGCUGUUUGUGCUUGGUGGAUCACAUGAGCAGGACCAGCAGUCUCUUUAUCAGUUCAACCCAUGCAGUGGAUGGUGGCAGUCCCUGCCACCUUUACAGAGGAAGUGCCUAACACAGUACUCUGUGGCAGCAGUAGGUAACAACGUGGUGGUGACUGGUGGCUACUUCCGAGAGGUUCUGUGGUACAGCGUGGACUGGGUUCGGAUUUACGAGUGCAGCAACGAGCGUUGGGUGGAUGGUCCAGCACUGCAGAAAUCCAGGCACAGCCACUGUUCAGUCGCACACGAAUUCCAGGUCUUUGUGUUGGGAGGCAGCAUGGAUGCGGGGCCUGUGCCGGAUGUGGAGAGGCUAGUGCUGGGGGCAGACUGCUGGGACAGUGUUAAUCCCAUGAUACGAGCAGUAGAAAGAGCAGCUGCAGUCACCAUGGGCUCCUGCAUCUAUGUGGCUUGUGGUCUGGAUGAAAAUGGAGAAGUAUACAGUGGAAUUCAGAGGUAUAAGACUGAGGUCGACCAGUGGGAUGUAGUCUCCUAUUCUCCAUUUCCACGUUAUGACCUUCUCGCCACUGAGCUCAAUGGUGCCAUCUAUCUGAUUGGAGGUAAGGCUCUCCGGCUAGAUGUUGAUACUGAUGAGUGGACUAUUCUGGAAGAGGAAUUUCUAGACAGAAAGUUCUUCACUGGCUGUUCUACUGUGAAUGGACAAAUCUACUUGAUUAGUGAGAGAAAGAUAAACAAAGUUUCUACAAACAUGGUACUCUUGGACCCGUACACUGAUACUUGUAUAGAAAUGAAUGAUGCAAUCCCAUGCCCCGUCCCCAUACGGGGAUGUGUCACGGUCCGCUUGAUGGACAGAUGAAUCUGACCAGUCAAGUUGGAUUGUAACUUGUUACAUUAAAAACAAUACCAUGUUGCAUCCUU